This is a messenger RNA of Ceraceosorus bombacis, 5820 nucleotides long. Lineage: Eukaryota; Fungi; Basidiomycota; Exobasidiomycetes; Ceraceosorales; Ceraceosoraceae. The record is from the annotation of a GenBank genome assembly.
AUGUCAGGACCCAUUCAGACCGGUGCAGCACCGGCACUUGAGGAGGUGGGAAGACCGUCCGACGUCUCUACGCAAUCUGGCUCUUCGCAGCGUCGAGGACCAUACGGCAGGAGCGCGCAGAGAGGCUCUGUCAUCGAAGGGUCCAGCAGAUUUGGAGCGCGGCAAAGACCUGGUACAGCUAGCACCAUUGGCAGCAACACAAGCUUUGCGAGCGCCGCCGAUGGAAGCUUGACGGGCAGCGAGCAGAGUGCAUCCACAGCGACGAGACUAGGAGCGGGUCUGUCCAACGUUGCAACGCUGAAGCCUUCUAGAUCCAACACCAGCUCUUCCUCCGGCACCACGACGACGGGUCAACGUACCGGGAAGACGUUCGAGCAGCUCUUGGCCUCGGACGAGACCUACAAGUUGUCACCGGAUGUAGGCGAUACUCAGGACACGAUGAGAGAUGAGCCAAUCGAAGACGCGGAGCCUGAGGAGGAUGUCCCGCCUCGCUACUCGAGCACUCGCCAUCGCGCGGAUAAUGAUCAGGACGACAGGCUACCUGCGAACCAGGCCAAGACUUUCUUUGGUGGGGCAGGUCGGGGCUCCACUCACUUGAGUGCGGGUCAGGACCGGAGCUCGCCGAGAAUUCCCAACACUUCUUACGACGCGCGCGAAGCGCAGAACUCGCCGGACUCGACAGGUGGUCGAGCACCACUGUCAGAGCAGACUCCUCGUCUUGGUCAAUAUCAGUUCGCUCCUGCAAGUACGAGUCAAACCCCCACUCCAAAGGAGAGCGCUCAGACUCCAGCACGUCCACCUCGCAAUAUCGAGCGAAAUCCUAGUACGAGCACGCGAGCGAGCGCUACAAGUGGGAGGUAUGCGACACCUCCGAGUGGAGGUGCUAGCCCGAUAGCUAGUGCAGCAGAACUUUCCGCUCCAAGUAUCCCCAUUCACCCACUCAGUGGCUCUGCUAAGGCAAAUUCGAGCUCAGCUGGAAUUGCUAGAAACGGCGCCACCCUGACGCCUACUGGCAAAGCCAAGGCCGCUACUAGUCGGCACAACCCCACGCACAUCGUCUCGGCUAACGAGUCUGGAAGCGGAAACGAGCUCAACAUGCUUGCGCUCUCCUCUUUGCCACCUGCGACUGGUAACAGCUCUGCCGCAUUGAGCCCAACUCCAAGUCGUACUCUCAAUCCCACUGUCCCAUUCCCGAGAUCUAGUAGUCGGGGAGAUCCGCAAUCAACGGCGCGGUCGCCGGCCGCGACUGCCAACACAAACCCGACAGCCUGGUCAAAAGCAGCAUUCCCAAUCAGCCCAAGCGGCUCUAGCGUGGGGUUGGAACAAGAAGUUGGGCUAAGUAGUCCCGACCCGAGUGGCAGCGACAAGCCAGGUGGAACCUUUUUGAGCCAAAGGUUGAAGAAAACGAGUGGUUUCUUGAGAAAGCUUCGAGGAGACAAGGAUCCAAAGACGGAUGCAAAAAAUGCAGCAAACGCCGUCAAUCUGGCUUUGCCGCCUCUAGGACUACCGGUCGGACCCCAUGCUUCGCUGCGAAGGAGAUCCAGCAACAGCAGCUUUGUCUCGGAUGGUGCUGCCAGUCAAGCACCCAGCACCAAGAGCGUUCCGACCAGCCGUGCUGAACAUGCUCGCGCGGCUACAAAUUACGCAGAGGAGCCCGUUCCAUCGCUGCCAGCUAAGUGGGCUCAGGAGCAAAGCACACUCGGCAAGACACCUGGCGGGUUUGGGAGCCGCAUGUCCAAGGCUUCGAAGAAGGAAAAAACAAGUCCGAUUGGAAUCGGCAAUCCUCCUCUGCCCCUCGCCAAAGAUGCACAAGCUCGUUCCGGUUCCGCUCCGCUGACUUCUGGUGGUCCUUCCAAUGCGCAGCUCAGCGCCAAUCAGCGAUCCGCCUCUCACAACCUUGCGCAGCAGCUUCCAAGGCUCCCCAACCAAAGCCACAAACGGAAAGUGGAUAGUAAUGUCGGUGGGUCCACGUCCAGCGGCAGCGAAAUGAGACACACUCUCAAAGCUUGGCAGACCCAAAUGGACGAGACUUUUGCGGAUUCGGCUAGAGAUCUAGACACCAAGACCAAGAUUGCUGCACCGCUGCCUUCCUGGACUCCCAGUCCCGUUUUACCGGAUCUGCACGGCAUUGAUGCCAACACCUCCAGGUCAGGCAGCUUCAUGGGCGAUGAGGAUGAAACAAAACAUUGGAGUCAACCGGCCACCUUGGACGGUUUUGAUCGCCGUGGCAACAAUAAGGGCUCUAUGAGCGGCGUCAGGACAGCUGAUGCCAUUCUCGGGGCCGUAGAGACGCCGGAGGGCUGGGCAAGAUCGCCGACCAGCUUCAAGCGAUCGCCAAAUCUCCCUCUUGGCAAGCGUACCGCCGGUAACGUCUCGCCUGGGCGUGGCUCGUUUGAAGUGACUGGACCGAACACCACCGCAUCCGCAUACGCGCUUGAACCCAGGCCUCGGAACGCAUCGGCGCCUGGUUGGACACACGAAGUGGAUGCGUCCUUGCCCAGCUCUCCGCAGAUCCUAACAACGCCGGCUGAUGUUGAGGACGACGGCGUGGUGGAUACGCAGCUUCGGGGUCAUGGCAAGCGCUCGGAGAACGUCUCGACUCAAAGCGCAAGGAGCUUCGAAACCGCCGUCGAUCCCGGAUCGCUCUUUUUCAGGAGGGCAGAUUUGCAAGCUAGAGCGAAUGCUGCAGGUACAAAGGACCCCCCGCCGCCAAGAUCUCCUCUCCUCGAUGGUGCUGCUGCCGCCGCUGCUAGCUCCUCACCGGAUCCUGAUGAAUCUUUGGAUGCCGAGCAUUCGAUACGCCUAGUACCUCAGAACGAGGACUAUGACGAGCCCACCACGCCGACCGAGACGGAGCCUGGAGCAAAGGGAAAGAAGACGCAUGCGAGGGAAGUCUCGGACUUGGGCCCUCUGCCCUCCAGUGCGCUGACUGUUGCGUCGAGUCAGCGGCGCGCUGGACGGGCUUCCCCAUCCGGAACGCCCGCAAGCAAAUUGGCUGCCCUUCCAGCUGAACUCGCCAGCACCAAGAGUCCACGCCGAAGUGCCAGCAGCAGCGUGAGCGCUACUGCGAUGGAUUCAACGGAUCCUGCGGUGGAUAUCGAGGCGCAGGCGAAAAGGCUCGCGCAAGCCUGCUGGGAGGAGGACGAGUCGAUCAUCAAGCGCGAAAAGGUCGCUGAAAGUCUAGGCGGCUUGGGAUUGGUCAAGUCGACGGCUAGAUCGCUCUACAUGACCAAUUUUGACUUUACCGGACUUCGCGUGGAUGAUGCGUUUCGAAAGCUGUGCGACAAGCUCUUCCUUCGCGCAGAGACGCAACAGGUGGACCGAAUCCUUUUUGCGUUCAGCGAACGAUUCUGGGCUUGCAACCCCUUGCCUCUCUACACGAGCGCGGACGUGGUACAUUCGCUGGUCUUCUCCUUGCUCCUGCUCAACACCGAUCUUCACGUCGCUGAUAUUGUCGAGAGGAUGACACGCAACCAAUUUGUGCGCAACACGCUCUCGGCCAUCAGCGAAAGCGCAAGGAACGAAAGCUUCACUUCGACGAGCAGUCAUCCAAAUGCAGACGACUCUAGAAGCAGUCUCAAUGUCACCAUUGACAGUUCGUCGGGAGUCGGUACGCCUUCAGAUGCGCUAGGCUCUUCGAGCCUCAAACGCAAACCCUCAAAAGGCGGUAGCAGUGUCAAGUCGGCAGGAUUUCAUGCUGCUGCGACUGGAAGCUCGCACACUGUCGGCGCAGGUGGUGACUCGACGUCUGGCAAAUACCCGCCAUCCGCGUCUGGAGCGGCGCAAAGUAUUGGCAAGAAGUCGAGCCUAGAGGGUAACACGGCAGCCAGGUCACGAGCUUGGGAAGUGGAGCUUGAAGGUCUGCUCAAGGUGAAUGACCGCGAUGUGGUUGAGCUUGUCGAAACAUCCUUGAGCUCACGCGUACCAUCUGCUCCUCGUUGCAGGAAAUAUAUGCGGCGGUCAAGAGCGACCAGAUUAGACUGCCUACUGCGGAAAGCAAGGAUGCCCUCAGCCCCAUGCUCACUGGAGCUCAGCGCCGAACCCUUCGAGGCGGCAACACGCUCACCAUUGGUUCCGAGCGUGUGAGCGCACUCAAACGCGGUAGUAUUCGGGGAAUCCAAGGCUUACUUGGCACCAGCAGUUCUACGCUGCUUCGAAGUGAGGACAACCUGAGCUUGACGCCGAGCAGCUUCGAAUCUCGAUCAUUUGCGGAGAGCGGCUUGACACCUGCUAGCUCCGCACUGAGCUCUCCAAAUAGUCAAUUCCCAGUCGCUAGUGCCGCUGUGGAACGCGCAACGCCUUUGACCUUGGGCUUCGCAAACACGCUUUCUCACAGCAUUGUCAAGGAGGCGAAUGACGAGGACGACGCCACGAGCGAUGCCAGCUUGAAAGAUGACGAGCUGAGUGACGAGGAGCUGGCGCUCAUGGGUCCACCCUGGGCCAAAGAAGGCAUGCUGAACCGAAAGCAUUAUUGGGAAGGCCCGCAGAGACGCGCAAAAGACAAGAAUUGGCUCGAAGUCUUUGUCGUUGUACAAAAAGGUCUGUUUUCCGUAUUCCGCUUCGGCGCCGUCAGCGGUUCUACUUCCAAAGCUGCCACUGCAGUUGGAGGAGGCAAUUGGCUGUCCAACGCUACGCCGCUUGGGGACUUCUCCUUGGCCCACACCCUGGCGAACGCACUCCCUCCGCCUGGAUACAACCGUGCACGACCGCACGUCUUGGCUUUGACGCUGCCUACUGGCGGCGUGUACUUCUAUCAAGCCGGUCAUGAAGAGUUGGUGCAAGAGUGGGUGUCCACCUGUAAUUACUGGGCCGCCCGACAAAGCAGAGAGCCUUUGGGAGGUGCCGUUGGCAACAUGGAAUACGGCUGGAACAAGGUGCUGCCUAAGAGCCAGUACGAUUUCGACGACGAGGAGGAUGGCGAGCGCGGUACGCUGGACGACGAACCACGCGAAUCCAUGGCACAGAGUGUACACGGUCGUCCAAGUCAUGCGGGCAGCUUGGGGUCGAUGGACUCGCUGAGCGUGACACAAGCCACCCCUGCGCGUUUGGGCUCUGCCCCUCCCGACGCCAGCAUCUACUCUACGCUCACUGCGUCGUCGCGCAACCAGGCUGCCGGUUCAUCUGCGAGCGCAGUCGCGAGCGAUAACCGCAGCAUUCGAAGCGGACGCUCUGGACGAUCGGGCCGAGCGAAGAUUGGCGGGUCCCUGUUUCAAAAUUGGACAGACGCUGCAGCUUCAUUGGCACCUGGUACCGCCAACGGCUCACCAGGUCUGUCUGUGAAGGGCACGUCGGGUGGGUCCAGCGUCUUUUCGAGCGCAGGGACUGCCGGUGUCCACGCAAACGAACGCAUCUACAUCAACGACUGGAAGGCGCCUAUCGCACCAACCACGCAAAGCACGCUCAAGGAAGAGGAGCAACUCGAGGCUUGCCUUCGCAGAGUGGCUACGAUUGAGAAGGAGCUGGAAGAACACAAUGCGUUGCGAGAGCCGAUGCGCUUGCUUUACAGUCCCAAAGGUAACAACCAUGCUAAAGCGCUUCAGAAUUGGCAAACAAAGAGCCAGUGGUUGCUUGCAGAGUGAGUAUUCGCGGUGUCCAUCUCGCCCGCUCAAGGGAACCUCUAUGACUGACACGGUGGCUUUGCAUCAACGCUGCUCUAGGCUCACCAAAUUUCAGGUGUAUGUCGAAUCACUGCGCGCGGCUGCCAAGUUGAGGGCUGAGAAGAGCGCUGCGAGGGCGGUGGAGAGCAUGAUGAAGCGAGCUGAUGCGGUGAACCAGACGAGGCCGGAGGAAGAAGGUGGGCCUGUGCCCUCUAGCGCUUGA